UAUCAAAAAAGUUGUCGCAGAAAUAUGGAAACCAGAUUGCUUGUUUCUCAUUUACAUGCAUCGACAUACAAGUCAUACGGUUACAUUUUAUUUUUUUGGUAGUUUCGCAGCAUUUGCUGCACUGCCACUUGAACUGGGGCAGGGAGCGGGCAGAAGCAUGGACUUGGUCAAACCGGCUACAACUGCACCCAAGUCAUAUGGUUACAUAGACUUGCAUUCUUAUAAAUGCCCACAUAUUUCCGAUGUCAGAGUAUUAAUUAAUGUUUAAGCCCACUAUUCCUUAUUCCUAGGUCCUAGGUACUAAAAGCAUUAUUUCUCAACAACACUUGUGAGUAAUAAUAAUGAUCAUGGGUUGGUUUUCAUGGCUUUAUUAUAUGCUCCUCUUCUUUUUUAUUUCUUCCUCUGUUUCUUCUUCAUCAAUACCUCUAUCCUCUGCUCCUCCUCCGUUUUCUUCCUUUCCAUCGUGUCACAUUGACGACAGCAAAGCUUUGCUCCAAUUCAAGAACUCAUUUUCCAUUGAUUAUGCCUCUGUUGAUUUUUGUGAUAGGAAAUACAAUGUUCGUGAUCCAAAGACAAUCUCGUGGGAGAGUGGCACAGAUUGUUGUGGAUGGAGCGGAGUCACCUGUAAUAACAUAACAGGUCAUGUGAUCGGCCUCGAUCUUACUUGCGGCAUGCUUCGGGGAAUUAUUCAUUCCAACAGCAGCCUUUUCCUCCUUCGCCAUCUCCAGACUCUAAUCCUCUCAUCAGACAAUGAUUUCAGAGGCUCCACCAUUCCCCCUGAAUUUGGUACGUUUACAGAUUUGUUGCACCUUGAAAUCGAUUAUGCUAAUUUUGCAGGGGAUAUACCACUCGAAAUAUCUUACCUAUCUAAGCUUCAAACACUUGAAGUUUAUGAUGGAAAUCAACAACUGAGACUAAACACAUCUACCUUUAAAAGAAUUGUCACAAACCUAACCAACCUCCAAAACCUCACUUUGUCUUUUGUUGAUAUGUCUCGUGUUGAUCUUGCUUCUUUGAUGAAUUUGUCAUCUUCUUUGAAAUCUCUUCGGCUUUGGCAUUGUGGCUUACAAGGGAAUUCACCCAAUACCAUUUUCCACCUACCGAAACUCGAAAUCCUUUACUUAGAUGAUAAUGAAAAUCUCACCGGUUCUCUACCUAAAUAUAACUGGAGCAGUUCACUCAGGGAAUUGAGUCUUUCUUAUACAAAUUUCUCAAUAGAUAUACCUGAUCUAACUAGAAAUUUGAAGUCAUUGGAUGGAUUGUACCUUAGCAACUGCACAUUCAAGGGAUCAUAUCCUGUUUUGUUCGGUAACCUUACACAACUUAUUUCCAUAGACCUCUCCUACAAUAAUAUCAGUGGCCAGAUCCCAUGGUCGUCUUUUAAUCUAGAGCGCCUCACUUUUUUAAGUCUUGCAAGUAACAAUUUUAUAGGUGAGCUUCCUAAAAUUGAUAGUUAUAAUUCUACCCAAAUUUCUCUCUCACCUCAUUCUUCAAAAAACAAAUCACUCGGUCCUGUUCCAUGGAAUUUAGAAUCGCUUUCCUUAUCUAAUAACUUCCUAAAUGGAACAAUUCCAAAUUGGUUAUUUGCUCUUCCAUCUUUACAGUAUUUAGACCUUGGGAAUAACGAAUUCACUGGCCACAUUCCGAAAUUCGAGACAACUUCUUUGACUUCCCUUUAUUUAAAUAAUAACAAACUAAAUGGUUCCAUUCCAAUAUCAAUCUUUCAGCUAGUGAAUCUCACUGGGUUAGAUCUUUCAUCCUAUUCAUUAAGUGGUUUUCCACAAAUAGAUCUUUCAUUAAAUACACUUUCGUCAUUCAGUUCUAUCUCCUCCAAACACUCGGCCAACCACAGCAUUUUGCCUAAUUUAGGAUUUCUAAGACUUUCGUACAAUAAAAUUCAAGGAAAUGUUCCUAAAUGGCUAUUCAACGUGGGUAGAGAUUCUUUGACUUGGCUUGAUCUUUCAUACAAUUUUCUGACAAAUAUAGAGCGAAUUCCAUGGAAAAACUUGCAACUUCUUGAUCUUAGCUCCAACUUCCUUGACGGACAUCUUCUGCCAGGCAUUGGAAAUUUACGAUAUCUAAGUCUUUCACACAACCAAAUUCGAGGCAAUAUUCCCAAAUGGAUGUGGAAUGCGGGUACAGAUUAUUUGCAUUAUCUUAAUCUUUCUCACAACUUUCUGACACAUAUAGACCGAAUUCCAUGGAAAAAGUUGCACUAUCUUGAUCUUCGCUCCAACAUCCUUCAUGGACAUCUUCCAAUUCCACCACCAUCCAUUGAAGUCUUUUCUAUAUCACACAAUCAACUGAUUGGAGAGGUACCUUCACUGAUUUGCAACCUUAGUUCCCUUAAAGUUCUUGAUUUGGCUAAUAAUAGUUUGACUGGGAAACUUCCUCCAUGUAUGGGAAAUUUAAGUGGCAAUCUCUCAGUUUUGGAUCUAAGAAUGAAUAAGUUUCAGGGGACAAUUCCUACAACAUUGUUUGUGAAGGAAAAUUUAUUAAGGAAUUUGAACUUGAAUGGAAAUGAACUUGAAGGUUUGCUGCCGCGUUCUUUGCUCAACUGUAAGAAGUUGGAGGUUUUGGACAUUGGAAACAACCAGAUAAAUGGUACGUUUCCCCAUUGGUUGGAGUCUCUUCCAAUGCUGCAGGUUCUUAUUUUGAGAUCCAACAAAUUUUAUGGCUCUAUUGCUAGUCCCAUGGCUCCAUUUCCUUUCAAAAAGUUGCGGAUACUGGACCUUGCCGACAAUAAGUUCAGUGGUAUAUUGCCUGCAAAAUAUUUUGAAAGUUUGAUGGCAAUGAUGGAAACAGAUACUAGCAAGUUGGAAUAUAUGGGAGAAAUGUAUUAUCAAGAUUCUGUAUCUGUGGACAUGAAAGGUAUCUUUAUUGAAUUAGUGAAAAUUCAAACUAUUUUCACUACCAUUGAUCUUUCCAAAAAUAAUUUUGUGGGAGACAUUCCGAAAUUGCUUGGGAACCUCAAAUCACUUAAAGGGCUUAACUUUUCCCAUAACCAAUUGACGGGUUUUAUUCCUCCAUCAUUGGGAAAUUUAAGCGGUCUUGAAUGGUUAGACCUUUCUUCAAAUCAGCUUGUUGGUAGGAUUCCUCAACAGUUGACAGAUAUAACAUUUCUUGCAGUAUUAAACCUUUCCAACAACAGUUUGGAUGGACCCAUUCCACGUGGCAAGCAAUUUGAUACGUUCGAGAAUACUUCAUACGGUGGAAACUUGGGGUUAUGUGGACUUCCAUUGACCAAAACAUGUAGCAAUGAUGUGGAUGAGGUACAAAAAGAAGGUGAUGAGGAUGAGCAAACAAAUGGGUUUGACAUCUGGAAGAUUAUAGUGAUUGGCUAUGGAUGUGGAGUGGUGGUUGGAAUAUCAAUUGGAUACAUGGUGCUUUCAGAUAGAAGAAUUGCUCUGUUUUUUAUGAAAAAGCUUGGAGGAGAACGAUGGAUCAGAAGGAUCAGACGUUGGAAAGGUUGAUGGAUGAUGUUCAAGCAUGUUGAACAUGUCAUGUGAAUGUGGAUGUAGAAUGUCAUGUGGAUGUGGAUGUGGAACUUCUGCGUAAGGUUUCAGUCUCCUCUCUGGAUACCAAUUCCUUCGUCCGGGUGCAUAAUAUGUUUAGUGCUCCAUUAAGAGUGUCUCCAACUACUCACACUUCUCGGAAAAAACUAAGGCUUGGAAGAACUGAAAGCAAGCAAUGGCUUCAGCUUCAACGUUUUGCUCGGAGCUUAACAUUCAUAGAAACGGCAGCGUUUUAACUUUUAGAAUUCAGUUCUCUAGCUCCGCGGCCUACCAAUCAGGCUUCUCCUGAAAAUCAUUUCCGUUGUCAAUCCAGAAAGCUCCACAGUAUUGGACCAGUCCAUUUCCACGACCCGGUUCGAAUCCGAUUAUCCGCAUCGCAUUUGCAUCACACUUUCGAUGUCUUCAUCAAUGGGUUAACCCUUGCCCAGCCGUUCUUGAUGGGCUCCGACCUAUCCGUGGCUGUGGUCGACAAAGCCGUGCCUUGUUCUGGUGCCACUGGUGCUGGGCAGGGAUACUUAUGGAUGGUACAUAAAACUCCUGGCAGACAUAUUUGGGAUUUGGUAAUCAGAAAUGGCAGGCUUGGGAUGAUGUUGGCUGAGCGUCUACGUGAACAGGGCCUGGAUCCUCUUCAACAUUUGGGUUGGAAUAAUAAUAAAGGAAGUAUCUUAAUUGGUAGAAGCCAUGGAGAGUUGGAUGCAUUGAAAGGGAGGGUGACUUUGCUAAGGCAUGCUGGGUUAAGAGCAGAGUAUUUGUCUGGUGGUGAAUUGCUUUUAAAGGAACCUGAUCUCCUGGUUGAUGAAGAUAGUGUGGCUGCAUUUGUACCUGGUGACUGUCAAUAGGAUGCUCAACAUGCUACUGCACAUAUUCAAGAGGUUAACAGGCAUUUUUCAUCUGAAGGCAGAUACGUUGAGUUCUUUUAUGAUCAAGUGACAAGUUUAUUAAGGUUUGUUGUCAUCCUUUUUGGUUGUGCUAGAAGCUGCAAUGACUGGCCAAAUAUAAAAAUGGAAAUUGUGUUAAGGUUUUGAUAUAUGCAUUGUUUAAGUGACAGUUGCAGAUGUUGGACCUCGCCAACAAUGAGUUUUGUGGGAAAUCGCCAGCAAAAUAUUUUGAAGUUUGAUGGCAAUGAUGGAAACAUAUACCAGCAAGUUGAAAUAUAUGGGAGAAAGUUAUUACCACGAUUCUGUAUCUGUGGAGAUGAAAGGCAUCUUUAUUGAACUAAUGAAAAUUCAAACUAUUUUCACUACCGUUGAUCUCUCCAAAAACAAUUUGGAGGGAGGGAUUACGAAAUUGCUUGGGAACUUUAGAUUACUCAAAGGGCUUAACUUUUCUCACAACAAAUUGAUGGGUUCUAUUCCUCCAUCAUUGGGAAACUUAAGCUGUCUUGAAUGGUUAGACCUUUCCUCAAAUCAGCUUGUUGGUAGCAUUCCUCAACGGUUUGACAGAUAUAACAUCUCUUAAAUAUUAAACCUUUCAAAUAAUAGUUUGGAUGGACCCAUUCCAUGUGGCAAGCAAUUUGAUACAUUUGAGAAUAAUUCCUACAGUGGAAACUUGGGGCGUUGUGUGGAAUUCCAUUGACCAAAACAUGUGGCAAUGAUAUUGAUGAGGCACAAAAAGAAGGUGAUGAGGAUGGGCAAACAAAUGGUUUGACCUCUGGAGAUUGUAGUGAUGGACUAUGGAUGUGGAGUGGUGGUUGGAAUAUCAGUUGGAUAAAUGGUGCUUUCGGAUAGAAGAAUUGCUCUGUUUAUGAGAAAGCUUGGUGGAGAACGAUGGCUUAGAAGGAUCAAAUGUUGGAAAUGUUGAUGGAUAAUGACGACGGGCCACAAGGAUCAGAUGUUGGAAAGGUUGAUGGAUAAUGUUCAAGUAUGUUGAACAUGUCAUGUGGAUGUGGACGUGGAACUUCUACGGAAGGUUUCAACCUCAUCUCUAGAUACCAAUUCCUUUGUUUGGACGCAUAAUAUGUUUGGCGUAUUGCUGCUUCAUAUAGAAUGUUUCCAACUACUCCCACUUCUCGAAAGAAAAAACUGAGGCUUGGAAGAAUUGAAAGCAAUGGCUUCAGCCUCAAUGUUUUGCUUAAAGCUUAACAUUCAUAGGAACGAUGGCACUUAAACUCCAUUGUGAACUUGCUUCUCUAACUUUGUGGCCUACCAGUCGGGCUUCCCCAGAAAAUCAUUUCUGUUGUCAAUCUGGAAAGCUCCACAGAAUCGAACAACUUCAUUUCUAUGGCCCUGUUCGAAUCCGAUAUCUGCAUGGUAAUCACGUCACACUUUUGAUGUCGUCAUCAUCGGGUUGACCAUUGCAUGGCAGUCCUUGAUGGGUUGGACCUAUCUGUGGCUGUGGUCGACAAAGCUGUGCCUUGUUCUGGGUGCGUAUGUUCUACUUGAUUUCUCUGUUUGGUUGCUAAGAAAAUGUAGUGAAAAAAAAGGGGGAAAAUUUGAACAUAGCGAGUUUAAUUUUGGGUCUUCGUCUCUUGGUGACGUUUGAAUAUCUAAAGGCAAGUUUUCUUCAUUUGUUUGGCAUUUUGAGGUGGUUGUAAUUUUAGGGCAGGGAUAGUUAUGGAUGGUACAAAAAACCCCUGGCACUCAUAUUUGGGAUUUGGCAAUCAGACGUCACAGGCUUUGGGCGAUGUUGGCUGAGAGUCUACAUGAACAGGGCUUGGAUUCUCUUCAACAUUUGGGUUGGAAGGAUAAAGGAAGCAUCUGAGUUAGUAGAAUUGCUACGGGAUGCUGGGUUAAGAGCAGAAUAUCUGUUUUUAUGCUGGGUUAAGAGCAGAAUAUCUGUCUGGUGGUGAUUUGCUUUUAAAGGAACCUGAUCUCCUUAUUGAUGAGGAUAGUGGGGCUGCAUUGGUACCUGGUGACUGUCAAUAGGACGCUCAACGUGCUACUGCAUAUAUUCAAGAGAUUCUUAUAUAUAUGUACAGAUCCAUACAAAGGCACACACAGUUACACAUUUUACAUAGUUAAUUAGUUACGGUUCAUGUGUAGGUUAACAGGAAUUUUUGCAUCUGAAGACAGAUAUGUUCAGUUCUUUUAUGACCCAGUGACAAGUUUAUUAAGAUAUCAUAGCAGUGAGGAGGUCAUAGCUGUUAAGGAUUCCAAGCACACCUUAUAUAGUAAGAAGGCCAUUGUUGUGGCGGCUGAUUGUUGGAGUAGGUCACUGAUGCAUGACCUGUUUAGAGAGUCUGAAAUUGUGCUGGAUGCCCCUGAAAAGCCUCAAAAGGUGUGAAUCUAUAAGGGAAUUGAAAGACUAUCCAUGAUGAGUAGAGAAAGAAGGGAUAAGCACUUGAAACUUUUGUCCAAAGUCCAACAAAGUUUUCUUUUAAAUUGGGUCAAAUUUCAUGUGAAACUCCUUUUAAACAAUUUAGGUAAAGGGUACAAUGAAAGGGUCACCAGUUAGUGCUCGAGAAUUUUGAUUCCCUUAAAGUUAAUCAUGGUCAGAUGGAGGCUGGAUACGUCAACCAUUAAACUGCCACUCUUCCCAGAAUCUUGACUUCAGAAGCAUUUGAUAAUGGGCAAAUUUUGUCUAUUUCAAUGAUAGCCACCAUGGAUUCAAUGGGGAACCUUGUUCUUGGUAUAAUUUAAUAGCUACCUUCUGGACAACAUGAUCGAGGGAGCAGCUGCCAGUUUGUUGGGUUCAACACUGAAGUGGAAGAAUCCAUUGCUAAUAGCAUAUAGAAUAGAGCCAUGGAAUUCUUUCCUUAACUAAGAGAACAACCCGUUUCAGAUUUAAUUAAGAACGGAAGAGUGCGAACAGGAUUGCGACCUUACAUGCCUGAUGGAAAGCCAGUAAUUGGGUUUGUGCCAGGUUUGGCAAAUGUGUUUCUUGCAACCGGUCAUGAAGGAGGAGGACUUUCCAUGGCUCUGGGGACUGCUGACAUGGAAGCUGAUAUGGUGCUGGGCAAUUCGGAAAAAGUUGAUUCUGCAACUUCUGCUGUUCAAGGCCGAUAUUGUUAAUAAACAAUCGAGUCUGCACAUAUGUAACUGCACAUAUAAUUGUUCUAUUUCGUGUAGUCAUUUUCAAAUAUUUUCUCUGUAAAUUAACAAUUAAGAAUAACCACAAAUGCAGUCAAGUAACAAAAUGAAAGUAUUAUUUGAGUUAACUAGAA
Messenger RNA from Ziziphus jujuba (common jujube), 7617 nucleotides. RefSeq names its product receptor-like protein Cf-9 homolog. The transcript has 14 exons. NCBI's taxonomy places the organism in Eukaryota, Viridiplantae, Streptophyta, Magnoliopsida, Rosales, Rhamnaceae. Gene Ontology annotation, molecular function: protein binding. The record is from RefSeq and is a predicted model, not a curated record. Bases 342 to 3473 code for a protein of 1043 amino acids.